UUCUCUCUCCGACUCUCUCUUUCUCUCUCUCUUUCUCUCUCUAAAAAUGCAUUUCCAUUAAUAACGCCGUUUGUUCUCGAUCCUCUGGAGAAAAAAUCCACACUCUAAAAUCAGCAAUCAAUAUAUCCGGACGGAAUAUCUGUAAUGGUUGUUUCAGGAUUUAGUGCGGGGUUAAUCCCGGCUGUCGGAUUCCUUCUCGUCCUCCUCUACUCGCCGUUGAUGUGCCUCGGAAUCCGUUCCUUCCCCUACAACGGCGGCGCCGCGAUCUCCGAUUUCAACGGACUAUUCGGAUUCUCCGAGGCGCCGGACUACCGCAACGGCGUCGGCUGUCCGUCGACGGCGGCGGCGAAAUCCGCGGAUCCGGUGACGUCAUGCGAUCCGUCGCUUGUACACGUGGCGAUGACGCUCGACUCGGAGUACCUCCGUGGCUCAAUGGCGGCGGUGCACUCGGUCCUCCGCCACGCGUCGUGCCCGGAGCAGGUCUUCUUCCAUUUCGUCGCGGCCGAGUUCGACUCGCUGAGUCCCCGAGUUCUGACCCGGCUCGUUCAGUCCAUUUUCCCCUCCCUCAAUUUCAAGGUCUACAUCUUCCGAGAGGACACCGUCAUAAACCUAAUCUCCUCCUCGAUCCGGUCCGCUCUGGAGAACCCGCUGAACUACGCCCGGAAUUACCUCGGUGACAUUAUCGACCCGUGCGUGAAACGGGUCAUAUAUCUGGACUCGGAUCUGGUUCUGGUCGACGACAUCACGAAGCUCUGGGAGGUGAAAAUGUCGGCCGGAAAAAUAAUCGGCGCACCGGAAUACUGCCACGCGAAUUUCACCAAGUACUUCACCGACAACUUCUGGUCCGACCCGGUACUGAGCCGGGUAUUCGGGUCGAGGAAGCCCUGCUACUUCAACACAGGUGUGAUGGUGAUGGAUUUGGAGAAGUGGAGGGAGGGGCAUUUCCGGAAGAAGAUUGAGAAUUGGAUGGAACUGCAGAGACAGAACCGGAUAUAUGAGCUAGGCUCUCUGCCGCCGUUCCUUCUCGUCUUCGGUGGGAAUGUGGAGCCGAUCAACCACCGUUGGAAUCAACACGGUUUGGGCGGUGACAACGUGGCAGGAUCCUGUAGAGAGCUGCACCCUGGUCCAGUGAGCCUGCUGCACUGGAGCGGAAAGGGGAAGCCCUGGGUAAGGCUUGACGAGAAGAGGCCUUGUCCGUUGGAUCAUCUCUGGGAGCCGUACGAUUUGUACAAGGGGAAAUCCAUGGUACAACAUCAACAGCGUCUCGAACAACUCGUUGGGUAUUCAAGUUAUUUCUUUUAAUUUUUUAAUUUUUUUUUUAAAUUCUGGAUUAUUAAUUCUUUGAUUAGCUUGUACAGAAUGGGGCGAAUAUUAUUUUCUCUCUGUUUUUUUUUUUUUUUUUAAAUUAUUUUAUUGUUUGAGUGUUGCUACAAUUUAAUUUCAUUUGAUUGAUUGAGAUAGGGUUCCUAUGAUGAAGGAACCAAUUUUGGGUUUUAGGUAAUUUGUUGUACUUAGUGGAUUUUGAAUAACAUUUAGUUGUUCUAUUGUACUAAUCCAAAAGUUAAUCGUUUUAGCCCAUUUACUAA
Molecule: messenger RNA, 1586 nt
Organism: Erythranthe guttata (spotted monkey flower)
Lineage: Eukaryota; Viridiplantae; Streptophyta; Magnoliopsida; Lamiales; Phrymaceae
Product: putative galacturonosyltransferase-like 9
Cellular component (GO): Golgi apparatus
Molecular function (GO): glycosyltransferase activity
Source: RefSeq, a predicted model, not a curated record